Molecule: messenger RNA, 3677 nt
Organism: Manis javanica (Malayan pangolin)
Lineage: Eukaryota; Metazoa; Chordata; Mammalia; Pholidota; Manidae
Gene: DDN
Product: dendrin
Source: RefSeq, a predicted model, not a curated record
GGGUGGGGCAGAAUGCUGGAUGGCCAGCUUUUCUCCGAGGGGCCCGACAGCCCCCGUGAGCCCCAGGAUGAGGAGUCAGGCAGCUGCCUCUGGGUGCAGAAAUCCAAGCUGCUGGUGAUCGAAGUGAAGACUAUUUCCUGCCAUUAUAGUCGCUGUGCACCUCCUCGACAGCCCAUGGACUUCCAGGCCAGCCACUGGGCCCGCGGGCCCCAGAGCCGCACGUGUGGGCCGCGCCUGGGAUCCCCUGAGCCGCCGCCCCGCCGACCCUGGGCCUCCAGGGUGCUGCAGGAGGCGACCAACUGGCGGACGGGGCCCCCGGCCGAGGCCCGAGCUCGGGAGCAGGAGAAAAGGAAAGCGGCAUCGCAGGAGCGGGAGGCCAAGGAGACCGAGAGAAAAAGGCGCAAGGCUGGUGGGGCCCGAAGGAGCCCCCUCGGUCGGCCCCGUGCAGAGCCUCGGAACGCCCCUCGGGUGGCCCAGCCUGCCGGGCUCCCAGCUCCCUCACGACCAGAGCGCGUGGGGCAGGUGGGGCGACCGCCCCGUCCGUUGGCGCAGCUGCAGGGCGACCUAAGGGCGGUGUGGGUGGGGCCCUGGGGAGGUCGGCGGCCAGGGCCCCCAAGCUAUGAGGCUCACCUGCUGCUGAGAGGUGCUGCUGGGACAGCCCCGCGACGCCGCUGGGACCGGCCGCCACCCUAUGUGGCUCCACCUUCUUACGAAGGCCCCCACAGGACCUUGGGCACUAAGCGAGGCCCCGAGCCCUCCCAGGCGCCCGCCACGUCAGCUCCUGCUCCGACUCUAGCCAGGACAGAGGGAGGGUGCCCAAAGAAGAGGCUGGAUCCUCGAAUCUACCGAGACGUCCUCGGGGCUUGGGGUCUCCGACAGGGUCGGGGUCUCUUGGGAGGAUCCCCAGGCUGUGGAAUAGCCAGGCCAAAGCUGGAGUCUGGCAAGGGGGCUGCAGAGAAAAGCCUGGGGCUGGCUGCUGCUGGCGUGAACAGUGGCAGCGACGGCCACCCCCAAACCAAAGCUGCUGGGAGCCCAGGCACGGAGACAGCUUCUGCUGGGUCUGCAACUGCGACCCCCAGAGCCCCGCGUCCGGCUCCCAGGUCCAGGCCCCAUGUCAAGGGCUCCGAGGAAGGGAAAGAAAGUAGAGAACAGACCUGGCUCCCUAAAUGUUGGAUUCCCCCCCUUAGAAAGCAACCGCCGCCCCGACAGAGCCAGACCCUCCCCAGACCUUGGGCUCCAGGAGGCACGGGAUGGAGAGAGUCCCUGGGUCAUAGAGAGGAAGCGGGACUCGAGACCUUGGAGGGUUGGAAGGCCACCCGCCACGCACACACCCUGCCGCGCAGUUCCCGCGGCCUGGCUCCGGGAGAAGGCGUCUUUGUUAUUGACGCCACGUGCGUGGUAAUUCGGUCCCAGUAUGUUCCGACCCCUCGAACCCAGCAUGUGCAGCUUCUGCCCACUGGGGUGCCGCGCGUUGGUGGGGAGGCCCCUAGUCAAUCGAAGCGCAACAAGGAGGAGGGUGAGGGGGCCGCGGUCUUUCCCUCGCCUUGCCAAAAGCUGCUGUUGAGCAGUCGCCUUUCACAUCAGCCCGGUGCGGGGCAAGGGUUCGAAGCUGAGGGCGGGAAGCCCGCGGACUCCUCAUUGGAGGAGCGCGCCUCCCGCAUCUUGGGGCUCCCGGUUGACGAAGUAAACCUGCAGGACGCCCACACACAGCUAGGUAGCCCAGAGCACUCAGCCUUAGGCCCAGGGGCUUCGGGAGGCGCAGGCAGUGCCGAAGGCUCCGAUCAAGUGGCGGCCGUUCCGCUGCGCGCGGGCCGGGGCUGGGCACGGACCCCGGGGCCCUACGCCGGGGCCCUGAGGGAAGCCGUGUCCCGCAUCCGCCGCCACACCGCUCCGGACUCCGACUCGGACGAAGCUGCGGAGCUCAGCGUCCAAAGCGGCUCUUCUGAUGGAAGCGACACAGAAGCCUCUGGCGCCUCCUGGCGGAAUGAACGGACAAGGCCCCGGGAAGGCGGGAAGACAGCAGAGCUGAGCGACAGUAUCCGAGAGAUUCUAGACGUCAUCAGCCGAGCCGAGGAGGCCCUCUUCGGGGCGAGGGACACUAAGGGGGUCCCACAGGGAAAUAGGAAGCUGCAGUGAGAGGCCCUUUCUUGUUUUUGUGUUCCCCAACCCAGCCAUCCUAGGGCCAUGGUCCCCUUUCUUCCUCAAAAACUUCUUUGUACCCCUUUCUCCCACCCGUUCCCAUACUUGAAAUAGAAGCUUCCCAAAUAAAAGGGAAGGGAGCACAUGUCCGUUCAUUAUAUUUUUUUCCAGGAAAGGUGAGGGUGAGCCAUAGACUUAAAUAGGCUGCUCCAUUCAGGGUACUCCGCAAAGGUCUUCAGUAGGGGUCAAUGGACUGGUGUGGAGCUGAGCAAAGAGGCCUAGCCAGGGUCAGGUAGGAGGGCAGGGACGGCAUAGUCAUAGGAGGGCAGCUUCAGGGCAGGUGGAGCCUCUGGACAGAAGGGAGAGGCUAUGGACUGAGGUGACCGGGUGACCGAGAGGCCCUUGACAGAAGAGGUUCAGAAACAACCAAAAAGCAUUAAAAGUGUUCACUUUGGUGUCACAAGUCUUGGGUUCCAAUCCCAACUCUGACACUGACUUGCUGGGUGACUUUAGAAAAGUCACUUUCCCUGCCAGCCCUCCUGGCAUGUAAAAUGAUGGCAUUCUAAGGGCCAUUCCUGACGUUUUGGAGCCUUUCAGGAGGCUUCUAUUUCAUCCUCCCCUCCAGAAGCUAAGAGAGUUAGGAGAAAGUGAACAGAAACUGAGUACCUAGGGUGGCUUCAUCCUCAAUUCAAGAGACUGUUCAGGGUUUGCAGAAGAGCUGAGUAAGUGGCCGAGGGCUCCUAGCCCGAUCUCUUAGGUUUAGGUGAGGGCACCCAAAGGCAGGGCAGGAUGGCGUCCUUGUCACUGUCCCUGGUCUGUGGUGGUCUGAGCUGGGGAGGGAAGGCAGCCAGUGUAUCAGCUUGGGACCUCUCUAGGCCUUCCCGUUUUCCUCCUCCCCAAUGUUCCUUAAUGGCUCUCUGAAUCGUUACCACGGUUUCCCACCCAGGUUGUAUCACGCAUCUGAAAGGACCCUGAGAAUUCCUCGCAUUUCUGCCUCUUCCAGAAACAAGCCAGGGAAGGAAAGAGGAGGCUGGUCCCAAAAAGCCUGUAGGUGUGGGGUGUGAUACUCGCUGUAGCCACUAUGGGGCGCGCGCAGGUCGCAGAUUUCCCCGGUAGCUAGUGCCCGAGUUCCCCCUAUUCCGGCAUUGCCAGUUAAUCAAUUGAUCCCUUUACUGAGCGCGGGUCCCUCGCCUUGCCGCCUCUAGCCGUGCGGUCGGGAGCAGGACUCUGGCCUUCUAGACCUCUGGAGCGCGCCGAGCCCUUCUUUGUACUCAUCCACACCGACCCCCUUGGGACCCAGACACUGAAGUCUUUUUGCUCGCAGAUCUUGGACACCUCCUCUGUCUCAAUUUACUAGCCAUGUGAAUUUUGCCGAAUCACUUCACCUCCCUGAGCCUCAGUUUCCUCAUCUGUCACAUGGGGGUUUAUAAACACCUACCUCUCAGGGUUGUUGUGAGGAUUUUACGCGAUAAUGUAUGUAAAGCGUCUUGCACAGUGCCUGCACAGAGUAGGCGCUCAAUAAAGCUAAGUUGCCCUUU